AUGCCUCUCUUCUCGUACCUCCUAAUUUCACUAGCGUCGGAUCGCGACACCCACAAUGGAGGCAAUGACAAUGCCUUAAUCCUAGAGUUGGGACGCUUUCUCACCCGACUUGCGCAUCGUCCAUUGCGCCAUCCAUCAUCACCCGAGGUGAUGAGCUGUGAUGAUUUGCACCUGCAUGUGAAAGUCGUGCUGUCACUUUACCCAGUUCUAUGGAUGCCAUUUCGCGCCUACCCCAAUUGUCGAACUCGGAUUCGUACUUGUCUGGCAACACGCUUUUUUGUGACCAAAUGUGAGCGCUAA
Echinococcus granulosus is the source of this 300-nucleotide messenger RNA. RefSeq lists its product as hypothetical. The record is from RefSeq and is a predicted model, not a curated record. Lineage: Eukaryota; Metazoa; Platyhelminthes; Cestoda; Cyclophyllidea; Taeniidae. The transcript has a single exon. The coding region runs from base 1 to 300 and encodes 99 amino acids.